AUGAUCAGCAGGAGGCACCACGCCGGUGAGUCGUCGCGUCGCUUCACCACGGUAUACACAUGCGUGACCAACGGUGGCAAAACCACUUUGACCAACCGGCUUAUCAAAGCUCUUCCAAACUGUUGUGUUGUCCAUCAGGAUGAUUUUUACAAGCCACAAGAUCAGAUAGAAGUCAGGGAAGACAACUUUAAACAGUGGGAUGGUAAGAGCAAUGGUCGCUGUAGGAAGCAACCGCUGAUUGACUUGUUCAAAAAACGCUACUAUCUGACAGUUCCCUGUGACCAAUGCAAGAGGAGAAGGCGCACACAACAUUAUCCUAUCCCUGGCCCACCUGGUCUUUUCAAUGGACAUGUGUGGCCCAUGCAUUUAAAAUACAGGAAGGAAAUGGAGACCCAUGAGGUUGAUGUUGUUUAUCUGGAUAGAUUGAAGUUCAGAUAUGAGCUGGACAAUCAGGUCUUCGAAGAGAUUCAGAACAUGCUUUUAAAUUGUUCAUAG
Dermochelys coriacea (leatherback sea turtle) is the source of this 495-nucleotide messenger RNA. It is a transcript of the gene NMRK2, whose product is annotated as nicotinamide riboside kinase 2. Bases 1 to 495 code for a protein of 164 amino acids. The transcript has 6 exons. The record is from RefSeq and is a predicted model, not a curated record. NCBI's taxonomy places the organism in Eukaryota, Metazoa, Chordata, Testudines, Dermochelyidae.